This is a messenger RNA of Protopolystoma xenopodis, 462 nucleotides long. The record is from the annotation of a GenBank genome assembly. NCBI's taxonomy places the organism in Eukaryota, Metazoa, Platyhelminthes, Monogenea, Polystomatidea, Polystomatidae.
AUGCACAAUAUGAACGAGCUCCUGUUCGAGACUUAUAAUGUACGCAAGGUAUCCUAUUACGUUGACUCAGCUGCCUCAUACUUUUAUAACAGUCGGAAUUUUUUCGAUUGCGACUCAAAUUCUAUCCUUGUAUCUUUGGGCUAUCGAGCGUGCCACAUGAUAGCAAUGAAGCCAAAUCCAUUCUUAUUUAGCGGCCGUACUUCUGCAAUUAGACCCAUAUUCUCAGCUUCUCGUAGAUUGAAUUUAGGCGGCUUUCAUAUUACUUGUUUUCUUCAGCAGCUUCUUCAACUUAAGUAUGGAUGUCACUUGGAAAAUAUCACUCUUGGCUUAGCAGAGCAUCUUCUUCAUAAUUGCUGUCGGGUUGCCUCGAGUUACCAAGACGAAAUAAAUUUUAUGAGCAGCAGCUUUAAUUCUUCAAACCCACGUCACGUAUUAGUUCGUCUGCCAUUUGUUAAGUUUUAA